Molecule: messenger RNA, 2263 nt
Organism: Pundamilia nyererei
Lineage: Eukaryota; Metazoa; Chordata; Actinopteri; Cichliformes; Cichlidae
Gene: kcnv2a
Product: potassium channel, subfamily V, member 2a
Exons: 9
Coding region: 95-1555 (486 amino acids)
Biological process (GO): protein homooligomerization; potassium ion transmembrane transport; action potential
Cellular component (GO): voltage-gated potassium channel complex; membrane
Molecular function (GO): voltage-gated potassium channel activity
Source: RefSeq, a predicted model, not a curated record
CUCCAGCUACAAGCCCGGCAGCCGGACUCAAGAGGUCAAAGAAACGGUGGAACACCUGGACUUGAUCAGCGCCUUCAUUAAACCAUGGAACUCCAUGCAGGACCUUGGCAGAGACAUCUACGAUAUUUAUGCCGAGUAUGAAAACGAGGAGGUGGAAGAUCGAUUACCAGUGUCUCCCUCCCGCUUGCUGAAUUCUCCAACCAAACACUUCAUUCUCAACAUCAAUGUUGGAGGAACGGUGUAUCACCUGCCUUACAGGUUAGCCGCCAGGUAUCCGAAGACUCGGAUCGGUCGCUUGGCCACAUACACAGACCACAGCAGGAAGCUGGACCUCUGUGAUGACUACGUCGUCCAGCGCAACGAGUUCUUCUUUGACCGCGACCCAACAAUUUUCCACAACAUCUUUAAUUUCUACAGAACUGGAGUGUUGUGGAUUAAAGACGAGCUGUGUCCCCGAAACUUCCUGGAGGAGAUAAACUACUGGGGGGUCAGAAUCAAAAACAGCCAGCGCUGCUGCCGCAUCUCCUUUGAAGAGAGGCAGGACGAGCUGAACGAGCAGCUGAAAAUACAGACGCAGCUGAUUACAGAGAUGGGCGAUCUGGUAGAAACAGAGGAGAAUGAGGUGUUAUUUAACAGCAUGGCCUUUGGGCAGACCCGGAGGAAAAUCUGGAACCUAAUGGAGAUGCCAUUCUCCUCGAUCACAGCCAAGCUUGUGGCAGUCGCAUCCUCCAUGUUUGUGCUGGUGUCGCUGGUCGCCAUGACCCUCAACACCGUGGAGGAGAUGCAGUACAAGACACCAUCAGGUGAGCCCAGUGGCAGGUUCUACGGCGAGUACGUCGAGACGUUAUGCAUCACCUUUUUCACCCUGGAGUACCUGCUGCGCCUGAUCUCCACCCCUGACCUGAAAUGUUUUGGACGCAGCAUGCUGAACACAGUUGAUCUGAUCGCUAUCCUGCCACACUACUUGCAGAUGAUCUUGGAAUGCUUUGAAGACAAGGACAUCCACGUGCACUCUGGAGACAUUGAGACAGUAGCACGUGUCGGGAAGGUUGGGCAGGUUCUGAGGAUCAUGCGUCUGAUGAGAAUCUUCAGGAUCUUGAAGUUGGCUCGUCACUCAACGGGCCUCAGAGCCUUUGGCUUCACGCUAAGACAGUGCUACCAGCAGGUGGGAUGUUUGCUGCUCUUUAUCGGCAUGGGAAUCUUCAUGUUUUCAGCCAUGGUGUACACAGUGGAGCACGAUAGCUACAACACCAACUUCACCUCCAUGCCACACGCAUGGUGGUGGGCUGCUGCGAGUAUUUCCACAGUGGGCUAUGGCGACAUGUACCCAGAGACCAACCUUGGACGUAUCUUUGCCUUCGCCUGUAUCUCCUUUGGCAUCAUUCUCAAUGGCAUGCCCAUCUCCGUCCUUUACAACAAGUUCUCUGAUUAUUACACUAAGCUCAAGGCCCAUGAGUACACUGCUGUGACCAAGGCUCGUGGGAAGAUGGGCUUUGCCAGGAGGGCAGCAAAGAAGUUCUCAGAGUUCUGCGAUGACAGCAUUCACCAAAAGUGAUGACAGUAGCUUGUAGAAGUUUUAAGAGAAGAAUUACAAACAUGUGUUUGUGACAUGUGUGACAGGUUCCUGAUCACACAUACUGCAGACAGUACCUGAAAUUUCCAUAACAGCUAGACUCUAUCUGGAUGAACUGCCGGAUGGUGAGAUGCUGCUGGAAACUUCCACCACCAACAACACUUUUCUGAUAUCAGUUUGGGGGUGUACAGGUAAAUAGAAGCCAGGAAUUGUACUUGUCAUUCUACCUCUUUUUUUCAGGUUAUUCAGUUAUUUUUACAAAUUGUUCUCACAAUGUUCAAUAUUAUUGUUCAUAAUAGAACUAUUUGACUAUUCAGAUGCCAGCACUGGUGGAAGUGGAAACUAAUGUGGCAAGAGACAUUUCAGUGAAACAGCUUCCAGAAGCCAUUUAAAGUCAAACUUGAGGACUUUCUGGCCAAAGAAUUGGCAAACCUGUUUAUUUAUGCAUACUUUCAUCCAUCCUCCCAUUAUACAUGAUGUAAUCCCGCCCAUUAAAAAAAAACAAAAACACAGGUGGUUUAAAUUUGGUUACUAUACUCUUGCUCUGUUGUGCUCCCUGCAACUCCUAUUGGCUUCGCAGUGCAAACCUUUGGGGGUGUAUGACCUCAACAGAUAACCAUGGACCUGAUAAACUGACUUAGUUGGUGUUUAAUGCACCACCACUUCUUCUUGCUAGGUCAUGCUCUCCUG